Aspergillus saccharolyticus JOP 1030-1 is the source of this 951-nucleotide messenger RNA. RefSeq lists its product as uncharacterized. NCBI's taxonomy places the organism in Eukaryota, Fungi, Ascomycota, Eurotiomycetes, Eurotiales, Aspergillaceae. The record is from RefSeq and is a predicted model, not a curated record. The transcript has 3 exons. Bases 1 to 951 code for a protein of 316 amino acids.
AUGGCAAAGGUUAUGAGCAUUCAUGACCUUGAGGUGCGCUUCGGUCAUCUCAAAAAAGUCGGCCAUGGCAGCUCCAUCCUACAAAAAGGCCGCAUCCUACAGAAAAAUCUGGGGCUGCCGAAAAAUCCUGGCCAAUUCAUUAACGGCCAGGGCCUCAGCGGGGAGUGCCAGGCUUCUCCAGGUGACAACCGGGGCCCUGUUUCUUGUCUUCGCUAUUCCCCCAAUUCUGCUCGUUGCCGCUCCCCCCGACGACCAAAAAAGGUCACUUGGGACCUUCCUAUGGCCGAAGCACCUCCUCUGGAAGAGGGGGUUGUGAACGCUGCCCUCAAUCCUCUUUCUUUUCCUCGUCCCUUGAAAAGCCCUCGCCGCUGCCGCUCCCCCCGGCGAGCUGAAAAAGUCACCUGUGACCUCCCCGUGGCCGAAGCACCUCCUCUGGAAGCGCCGGACGUGGAGAUGGUGGACGCCCCUCCAUUGGAGGAGGCCAUGGUGAAGAGUACCAAUGACUACGGAGAUUUGUGUUGUCGCUUAGAAGAAAUGUCGUUGGAUGUGGUGAUGGAAGACGCUCCAGCUUUGGACCUUCUCUGGUUCAACGAACCUGACAACAUGGUCAAGGCCAUGGAGUCUCCAAGUUCCGGAGAGCAUGUUCGCGGCUCUCGAGAAGACGAAGAUCACUGCACCACUUGCCAAACGGAUAGCAGACCGUAUUCCAACUGCAACCUAAUCAAACGAUUAUGCGAACAAUGCCUGAUCGUGGCCAAUGCCAUCGAUAUCCUCCACCUUGAAAGCAUGAGCGCUCGCGCCAUUCAAAAGGUCCACGGGGUUCUCCGCAAGCUGUUCGACAAGGGUCCGGAACAAGCCCACAAGGCGCUGAAGAAGGCACGAGAGGCAGUCACUCUAGUGUCUCUGGCUAACAGAAGACGGAAGAGAGCGUCCGGAGACGCCGCUGGCUAG